AUGCUAUGGUUAUUGACAUUAAUAGCACCAGCUUUCUCGAAGACAGCGAAUGUUAAGGAGUUUGUUCACAGUGCACAAUUAUUUGCCACAAAAUGCGAUUCAGCUGCCGAGGAUAAAAUCUGGAAUUGUGGUAACGAGCUCGACAAGAUGGGAGUUUUCUCUCAAUCAGGUGUUCAACGGCUCUCAAUAGCCGAGCUGAAGUCCCGCAAUCAGACUUAUUUCAUUCAGAUGUGCGAAGCCUACAAUCGUUACAAUAAAUGUCUCUCUUCACCAACGAUGAAACAUUUUUGUUAUCAAAUGGAGCCAAUGAAAUCAAGAGUGGCUGUUGUUGAUGCAGCAUUGGAAUAUGUCUGUGGAGCAGCUUAUGAAGAUAUGAUCGCAAAUUGGGCUUGUUAUUUGAGAGCGGCCACAUCGGAUGAAUUAUCGAGAUGUGAGAUCUCUUUUGUACAGUUGGUCAAACACCAGGAAACGAUGUACAAUGAGUAUCCGAUAGGAGCCGGAGCUUGCUUCGCUCUUCAAACAUACACCGAUUGCAUCCGACCGAGUAUUGCGGAUCUCUGUGGGAAAGAUGCGUUUACACAUGUGCUUGAGGCAAUCGAGCGGCCUGUUCACGUAUAUCUCCCCCAAUGUGCACUCAAUGGAUCAACAAUGGCUCACAAAUACACUUCACUUAUCAUUUCAUUAAUUUUCUUCGUCUUUGUCAAGUUGCUC
Molecule: messenger RNA, 711 nt
Organism: Mesorhabditis belari
Lineage: Eukaryota; Metazoa; Nematoda; Chromadorea; Rhabditida; Rhabditidae
Source: the annotation of a GenBank genome assembly